This is a messenger RNA of Sinocyclocheilus anshuiensis, 2133 nucleotides long. RefSeq names its product mitogen-activated protein kinase 8 interacting protein 1b (gene mapk8ip1b). The transcript is spliced from 11 exons. NCBI's taxonomy places the organism in Eukaryota, Metazoa, Chordata, Actinopteri, Cypriniformes, Cyprinidae. Gene Ontology annotation, cellular component: cytoplasm. Gene Ontology annotation, molecular function: JUN kinase binding; MAP kinase scaffold activity. Bases 1 to 2058 code for a protein of 685 amino acids. Gene Ontology annotation, biological process: JNK cascade; regulation of JNK cascade. The record is from RefSeq and is a predicted model, not a curated record.
AUGUCCACACAAUCCCACGCUGCACUGCUCACAGAAUGGACUCCAACGGUGAUGGCAAAGAGGAAUGGACAGAGGAGCAAUGGGAGAAAUGUGGCCCUCAUCUCCCCUCUCUUAUUUUCUCAUUCACUCUCUUCUCUGACUGACAGCCGAUCUUUCCAAUCCCUGCAGGAUCAUGUGAUCCAGGCACACAAUAGCAGCCUGGACGAGGUGGAGGCAGGCGCAGCGGGUCAGAUCCAGGCAGAGACACAUCCUUCACAUCUUACUGAUGCUGCACACAGGAGCCAAAGAGUGGCUUGUCGAGCAUCAAUGGAUUCUGCCGUUCCUGUCAGCAUGGAUGCCUACCGUCCAAAACGACCCACCACUCUCAACUUAUUCCCACAGGUGCCGCGGACUCAGGACACUUUAAACAACAACUCAUUUGCGAAGAAGUACAGCUGGCAGCAGAAAAUCUCCCAGACCUUGCCGCCCCUUAAAACAGGUGAACUCGCGCCAUCUCGCGAACACACGUGUCUGAGCGAUGAGGAGAAGCACCACACUGCUCAGAGUCGGACUCAAAUGAAGGACUGCGGCACCUCGACCGACAAACCCAACAGUUGCCCCUCCAAACACACUCAAGCUCCUGCCCCACCAUACAAAGCCAGAGACGUGCACAGAGAAGCGGGCCACUGCGAACGCAUCCGAUAUCACACAGACGUUAGGCUGGAGCCUACGGAGGAGAUCUUUCUGACGCCGAUACAGCGCUGCACUGAGGCUCUGGAGCACGAGAGAACGCCGGCGCUUUCCCAAGUAAUCCCAGACAGCUCUGACAAUGAAGCUCCCCCUCCGUACAGCAAACAGGAUCUGCAGCCGCCUUCAUAUUCCUCUUGUGUGGAGGCUUUGGCUGCUGUGGCCCCUGACAGUGAAGCAGAAGAAGCAACUGGAGCGGAAGAUCUGUGUUACGGAGACUGCGGCGCAGGCGAGGCUCACGCGCACCGCGAGGGUUUGUCGGGAAUGCUGCGGACUUCCAUGAGCAACUCGGACGCAAGCGGACUUUCCUACGAUUCGGUGAAAUACACGCUGGUCGUGGACGAGCACGAUCAGCUGGAGCUCGUCAGCUUGAAAGAGUGUUAUCGCGGAUACAGCGACGACAGCGACUCGGCCACCGUCUACGAUAACUGCGUCUCCUCUCCAUACGAGUCAGCUCUUGAGAAAGAGGAUGAGGAGAACGAGAAUGAAGACGGGGGAAGAAAACAAAGCGGGAUCAAACAGGACGCUUCGACGUGUCUGUCAGAGGAUUCCACGCCUGAAGCCGACAUGCAGUUUUCUCGGAAAUUUGUUAACGUUUUCAUGAACGCCUGCUCACGCUCUUCCAGUACAGAAUCGUUUGGCUUGUUUUCCUGCGUAAUCAAUGGAGAAGAGAGAGAACAGACUCACAGAGCCGUGUACAGGUUUGUCCCUCGUCAUGAUGACGAGCUGGAGCUGGAGGUCAGUGACCCUCUGCUGGUGGAGCUGCAGGACGAGGAUCACUGGUGCGAGGGCUACAACAUGAGAAGCGGAGCACAUGGCAUCUUUCCCGCUUAUUACGCCACUGAGGUCUUCAAGGAGCAAGAGCUUGCUUCAAAUGCAAAAAGUACUGAAUGGAUGGAGAGAUAUACGAUGAAAUUCCUCGGCUCGGCUCAAGUGCUGAAUCACAAAGGCAAUGAUGUUUUGUGUGCAGCUAUGCAAAAGAUUGCGAUGAACAGGAGACUGACUGUGCUUUACAAUCCUCCCUCAUCCUGCGUCCUGGAGAUCAACGUGAAGGGACUGAAACUCACGGUGCAGGAUGAUUUCGACUUGAGCAGCCAAUAUAGUCACUUUUUCCAUUUGAAAAACGUCUCAUUCUGUGGCUAUCAUCCCAGAAACAAGAAGUAUUUUGGCUUUAUUACCAAACAUCCAGCGGAUGAGAGGUUCGCCUGUCACGUCUUUGUGUCUGAGAACUCCACCAAACCGCUUGCAGAGUCUGUGAGGAAAGCUUUCCAGUUGUACUAUAAAGAGUUUGUGGAGGUCUCGUGUCCAACAGAAGACAUCUACCUGGAAUAAUCUCGGACUACAACACAGCAGUGUAUAUUACGACUAUGCUACAUGAGUAUAUGGGAAAUAAUAAUAUGUAUAUAA